AGUUUGUUGUUUGUUAACAAUUUAGUCCUAAUAAACUAACUAUGGAUUUCAAGUCGACAACUUUGAAUGGAAGAAGAAGCUCAGUAGAAACUGUCAAAGCGUACACACUGAGAAAGAAGAGCUCACAAUCUAAUAUGAGCAUUGGUAGUUCAAACAACUCAUUCAGAUCCACUUCAUCGUCUUCUUCAAAGUCAAUAAAGAGUGUCGUCGUCAGUCCACCAAGGUUGAGCUCAAAACAUUACGGAAUCUCAUCACGGACGAAUACACCAGAUCCAUUCAGUUCAACUAGUCAGACUAGCUGGUUUAGUCCCGAAUUUAACCUCUAAAUAACAAGUAGAGGAACAGUGUCCACAUUCCUUUUGCAUCACAAUUUCGAUACCCUUGUCAAUACUCUGCAUAUGUAUUUAUACAAUAAAUCGUUAACAUAGUUU
Messenger RNA from Wallemia mellicola CBS 633.66, 431 nucleotides. RefSeq lists its product as hypothetical. Lineage: Eukaryota; Fungi; Basidiomycota; Wallemiomycetes; Wallemiales; Wallemiaceae. The transcript has a single exon. The record is from RefSeq and is a predicted model, not a curated record. Bases 42 to 326 code for a protein of 94 amino acids.